AUGAUGACCAAUAAACCUGUCAAUGCAAACGACGAGGAUCUGAAAGAUGGAAUGAUUGGUGUUGGCCAGCCGAUUGACCAACCAACAUCAAUGUCAUACUGUUUGCAACGAAUACGGCUGGGCGAGUUCUGUCGCGAAAUUACAGACAGUGCUCCAUUUGAUGCUCCGAAUCCUGGGACCCCAGACUACGAAAAAACAAAACAUAUCGAUGGCAAGAUCCGCGAAUUUGCCGCGGGCCUCCCGCCAUUCUUUUCACUAUCGUAUGAUUUGGACCAACUACCGAAAUCGAAUGGUCCCAGAUCAACUGGAUUAAUUGUGCAGCGGUACAUCCUGAACAACAUGCUGAACACGCAAAGAUGCAGGCUUCACUUGCCCUACUUAUCGCUCGCAUUCAAGGAUCCCAAAUACGAAUACUCCCGGAAAGCAUGUCUGGACGCGGCUCGAAUAGUCAUUCGAGCCCCCCGUCAACUUUCCCAAGAGGUGAUCCCGUUUGCUCAAGCACCCAUGAAAGUUUCUGGUAUGUUACAUUGUGUCUGUGUGGCCAUCAUUGUUCUCCUCAUAGACUACUGUGGAGGCAGCGAUCAACAAGAGAAAGAAGGGGGCCGAGCGGAGAUUUUUGAUGCCUUUGCUAUCUUAGAAGAAGCCAAGGAACAGUCACCCUUUGCUGGCCGGCUUCUUGAAUCUUUCCACACAGUUCUUCGUCGGCAUAAUGCAUCAACCUCCGCCGUUGGGGGAUCUCAAUCGAUCCGACUCUCUGGUCAGCACACUGCCUCGCCAGGGCUCACAAGCCAGUCUAAAGCACCGACCGCUAUGGAACUAACUACGAACGAUGAUUUCGUGAUGGACCCGACCCUGCCUAUUUUGGACGAUCUCUGGCAGGUUUUCGAUGAGAGUGUGGACUCAUCAGCAGUGGACUGGAGUGGCUUUUUCGCCGAAUUGGACUCACCCUUCCGGUCUAUGUACUGA
Messenger RNA from Penicillium soppii, 966 nucleotides. Its product is annotated as fungal specific transcription factor domain-containing protein. The transcript has a single exon. The record is from RefSeq and is a predicted model, not a curated record. Bases 1 to 966 code for a protein of 321 amino acids. Lineage: Eukaryota; Fungi; Ascomycota; Eurotiomycetes; Eurotiales; Aspergillaceae.